Oryza brachyantha (malo sina) is the source of this 1188-nucleotide messenger RNA. RefSeq names its product aquaporin NIP3-3-like. The transcript has 4 exons. Gene Ontology annotation, biological process: transmembrane transport. Bases 1 to 861 code for a protein of 286 amino acids. Gene Ontology annotation, molecular function: channel activity. Lineage: Eukaryota; Viridiplantae; Streptophyta; Magnoliopsida; Poales; Poaceae. The record is from RefSeq and is a predicted model, not a curated record. Gene Ontology annotation, cellular component: membrane.
AUGGAGGAGAGCUACAGGAGUGGUGCCAUGGAUGCUGCAGUGAGCAUCCCUGCAGCUCCCUUGGAAACCUUCAGUGAUGACAGGAUAGCAAUCUUCAUGUCUCCUAUGCCACAAAAAUCCCCUUCAAUCAAAAUCCACCCAUUAGGGUUGCACAAUGAGACCAUUCAGCCGGCUCCAAGCUUCGCAAGGAGUACAGUGAUUUCCCACAUAAAGAAGGUGGCCGCGGAGUUGUUGGGAACGUUCCUGCUCGUCUUCCUCGUCACUUCGGCGCUGAUCGCGAACGAGAUGCACGGCGACGCGCUGGGCCCCGUCGGCGAGGCGGUGGCGUCGGGGCUGGCCAUGGUGGUGACCGUGGCGCCGCUGGUCCACGUGUCCGGUGGCCACCUGAACCCGGCGGUGAGCCUCGCCAUGGCCGUGUUCGGCCACCUCCCGCGCGCGCACCUCGCGCCCUACGUGGCCGCGCAGCUCGUCGGCGCCGUCGCCGCCUCGUUCGCCGCCAGGGCGGUGCACGGCGCGGCGAACUCCGGCGCCGCCGUCAUCGCCACCGUGCCGACCGUCGGCGCCGCGGAGGCGUUCGGCGUGGAGUUCGUCGCCACGUUCGUCCUCGUCUUCGUCAUCACCGCCCUCGCCACCGAUCCCAAAGCAGCCGCGAAGGAGUUGGUGGCAGUUGGGGCUGGGGCGGCGGUGACGACGAACUCGCUCAUCUUUGGGGAGUGGACGGGGGCGUCGAUGAAUCCGGCGAGGACGCUGGGGACGGCGAUCGCCACCGGCACGUACACCAAGAUCUGGGUCUACAUGGUCGCUCCGCCGCUCGGCGCCAUCGCCGGAGCCGGAGCUUACACCGCACUCAAACUCAACUAGCUGAUCAAUUCAUAUGAUCAUGCAUAAUUUUCUCACGAUCAUCACGAUGAAAUGUAAGAAUCCAAAGCAUCCGUGAGAGAAUCAAGCGAAAUCAAGAUGAAGAACACAAUUCAACGUGAUGUACAAAAACAAACGGAAAGAAAUUAUCAAGAUGAGGUCAGGGCUUGAUGAGAGUGUAAGUGCCUGCUCCGGCGACGGCGCCGACAGGCGGCGCGACGAGGUAGACCCACAUGCGGCUGUACUCCCCCGUCGCCACCGCCGCGCCGAUCGUCCUCGCCGGGUUCAUCGACGGCCCCGUCGACGGCCUGAAUUUCCAAGCAUUAGCUC